AUGGCUCUGAGUAAAGAGGACAAACAGCAAUCCGGCUGCUUGCAUAAUUCGGACUCAAUUAUUGCGUCUUCGAAACCGAAUCGAGGGUUCAUUUUGAAUUUUAUAGACGGACAUAUUAAAGAAAUACAGUGGAUGCUGUAUGGUGUUGGAGCAAUCGCUGCUGUUUUAAUUAUCAGAGACAUUUACGCUACCAUUUUACUUAAGUUUAAACAGUUCAAGAAAGCGUCAGAGAUCCCAGACCUAUUUAUCAGAAAGAAUGUAACUCUUCAAGGAAAAGUUAUUUCCGUACGUGCUGAAGAUGAUAUUUCUGGUAAAAUUCCCGUUCUUUUAACAAAACACCAACAGUUGCUGAGAACACCUUCAUUUUUAAAGAAAGAUGCCAACGAAUUGAAUUAUUUACCAGUUGUAUUGGCCGGUAUAUGCUCCUCUCCGUCAGUAUUAUCGUGGUUAGAUAUUCAUGUUAAACAUCAGCAUAUUUGGUUUAAAAUGUUAGAGAGAGGUGAUGGAAGGAUUGAUUCUGUGGUCUCUUUUCGAAAGGGAUGGAGGAAAGUAAGAAUUAACGAAGAACUCAUCAAAAAGGGAAUAGGGCAAGUUUAUCAUUAUGAUAAGUUACCACUCAAUAAACCCUUUGAGAGCUUUAUUUUAAAACUUCUGAAACUAGAGAGUCAUGCUGUUCACCGCGGUACUGGCAUGUGGAAAGAGGAUCUACCGGAUUACUGGACAAGAAUAUCAAAAUGGUGCAAGUCUCAAUGUCAUCGAAUGUUCAAGAAAAGGAAAAGGUGAUCAUACAUAGUGACCUUGCUCCGUCUUGCUCUACUUAUGUUUGCUGAACAAUUUCUACUGACUUGGCUAAAUGGAGCUUGGAAAAACGGUGUCUUUAAUCCUUCGACUACUCAGACAGUCCGGCAACUUAUUUUGAGGUUUGAUAUUCGGGAAUAUAUUAAUGACACUAGUUGCAAUAAAAAGUUAAAAUGUUCUUAUCAGGGAUGAUGAAACAAAACAAUAAAUAAAUCUUUCCAUUUUUCAAUGUUGAAUAUUGUGACUAUUUCUAUCAUAAGCCUUUUAAGGUUUAGAGUUUCACCGACGGGCUGUGGGCACACGAGGAGACAAAAAUCUCAAGUCGGAUCAUGCAAUUGAAAGGGAAGUGAAAAGUCUUCCCACUGAUUUUAAUUUUUAAUAAUUUAAUUUCCUCAGUCCGAACGCUCGAGGGCUUUUCCCUGUCAGCCCUUCUGACCUGCUUCGCUCAGUCACUGUCAGGGGGAAUGUUGAUUAAAACAAUCUGAGGGUAUCAGUAUCAGAAAAAUUCCCUAUUUGAGUAAUUGUUUAACUCAACAUUUCUAUCAAAAACACAACAUGAAACAUUUGCAAAUGAAUUUAUUUGAAAAACUGAGGGAUCUCGAAAGUGAAAUGUUUUCGUCAAAAGGAUAGGGCCUAACCUUAUCUAGAAAAUUUAUAAACCAACCUUUUUUUCAUGCGAUUUCUGAAAAUGGUGUCAUUGUCAAUGUUCAGUAGACCUGGAAAUAAAUAAAUGUAGUUU
Lottia gigantea (owl limpet) is the source of this 1537-nucleotide messenger RNA. RefSeq lists its product as hypothetical. Lineage: Eukaryota; Metazoa; Mollusca; Gastropoda; Lottiidae. The transcript has 5 exons. The record is from RefSeq and is a predicted model, not a curated record. Bases 1 to 783 code for a protein of 260 amino acids.